AAACUACGGAUGAGACAACCGGAAGUGUAUAGUUCAGCCUCCAGACAGAAACCCUGUGCUUUAUGGACAUACCACCUGAAAACUAGCCAUUCAAACGUUUCUCUCUCUAGUUGAUUUGAGUUUCUAACAAAAGCAAAAAUGUCCGAGAGAAAAGUAUUAAAUAAAUACUACCCUCCGGAUUUUGAUCCAUCUAAAAUCCCCAAGCUUAAACUUCCAAAAGAUCGUCAGUAUGUGGUCAGAUUGAUGGCACCAUUCAAUAUGAGGUGUAAAACAUGUGGCGAGUACAUCUACAAGGGGAAGAAGUUCAAUGCACGCAAAGAGACCGUUCAGAACGAGCUGUAUAUGGGAUUGCCCAUUUUCCGCUUCUACAUCAAAUGUACUCGGUGUCUUGCUGAGAUUACUUUUAAGACCGACCCAGAGAACACAGACUAUGCCAUGGAGCACGGCGCAACACGAAACUUUCAGGCAGAGAAACUGAUUGAGGAGGAGGAGAAGAGAAUCCAGCAGGAGAGGGAGGAAGAGGAACUGAACAACCCCAUGAAGGUGUUGGAGAACCGCACAAAGGAUUCCAAGAUGGAGAUGGAGGUGCUGGAGAACCUUCAGGAGCUGAAGGAGCUGAACCAGAGGCAGGCUCAGGUGGACUUCGAGGGAAUGAUUGACCGAUAUAGAGAGCUGGAGAGGAUGGAGAAGGAGAGGGAGAAAGAAGAAGACGAACGAGAGACAAAAGAGAUGUUGGAGCGUGCCCUCGUGAAAAGACUCAGAGACUCGGACUCUGACUCAGACAAGGAAGAGGAGGGCGAAAGCUUGCAGUCAAAUAAAUCCAGCACAGACAAACCAACAGACAUCCUCACCAUUGAUAAGCCCGCACAGGCACCGGGAACCUCAGCAGGAGGAGUGAAGAGGGCCAAGGUGGAGACCUGGGAGAAAAGUGUGGGGACGCUGGGCGGUGGAGGAGCACUCGGGUCCCUGGUCGUGCGAAAGAAACCCAGACCAACUUUCGCCAAACCCCACCCAGUGGGGCCUGCUGCUCCCAAAUUACAAACAGACUCAAAGAAAUCUGUGGCUGUUUCCAACAACGCCUCAAAGCCUGUCACCACACAAAAUGGCUCGUCAUCUCUCAGCCUGUUGGGGGCGUAUUCAGACAGUGACAGCAAUGACAGUGAAUGAAAAGAAGAUGCUCAGGAUGAUUUUGAGUCAUUGACACAGAAUUGUAUAAAUGAUGACAUUCAACAUCAUGUGUAGACAGUAUGUGGGUCUUUCUAUAAAGACUGAUAAUUAGUCAAUGCGUCUGUGGGCUGUUAUUCAAAGGAAUUGUAUUGUCUGCAAUUGAAAAACCAGUGAGACAGAAUAAUUCCUCAUCUGAUCCGCUGGUUCAUAGACAUGUUGUUAAUGUUUGAAUUUCUUUUGAGGCCGUGACAAAAUGUCAGAUGAUUAUUUUAAUGUUUAUUAAAAUCUCUUUAACUUUAA
Messenger RNA from Acanthopagrus latus (yellowfin seabream), 1467 nucleotides. RefSeq names its product YJU2 splicing factor homolog (gene yju2). Gene Ontology annotation, biological process: mRNA splicing, via spliceosome. NCBI's taxonomy places the organism in Eukaryota, Metazoa, Chordata, Actinopteri, Spariformes, Sparidae. The transcript has 8 exons. The coding region runs from base 139 to 1167 and encodes 342 amino acids. Gene Ontology annotation, cellular component: U2-type catalytic step 1 spliceosome. The record is from RefSeq and is a predicted model, not a curated record.